GCACACACAGAACAUACACCAUGAAAGUACAGAGCGGACUUUGCAUCUGCGCGUUGGCCAUUGUGACCUUAUCGAUCGUAGCGGAAGCGACCUAUGACCUCCAGAGAUUACUAGGCCUUGACGCGGAAGACCAGUAUUCUAAACGAGACGGCACCGACCUGGACCAAGAAUUCGAAGGAGAGUGGGAGGAUCUCCCAUUCAAAAGAGGGGUCGGCACCCAAAAGUUCAUUGCGUGUUUCCACCCUGGCCUACGGACAAAAUGUUUUUGCGAUAGAACGAAACCAAAAUACAGCAAGCACUAUUUCUAUUACUGUAGAGUCGCCAAUGACGUAGAGGAUCAUUUUUUAAAAUGGACAUACUAUCGACGAAAACGGUGAUGAGGAAUGUACCAGACGCCAUGGCAUGCUUCGUCCUGUCUGAGUAAAGUCCUUCAUUUCCUCGUCUUUGAUUUUCGAUCAUCGUUUUUGCAGCUUCUUGCUUUGCUACUUAAGAUAUUCCAUGGAUUGUGUAAGGCGGAUAUUUCACCAAACAAAGGGUGUGAUUAAUUCCGUGAAUCAUUAACAUUUCUAUUUCUGAAUGGGUCUAUGAUUAUUUGGGAAAGUCUUUUUGGUACUUUGCCAUCACAAAUUACUUAGCAAUCAUAUUCCAUUAAACGCUAACAUAGUCAUGAUUUGUUUGGCAUAUAAAGGCCACCGCACACCUAACGACUGUUCGCGAUCCGAUUUUGGAACAAAUCGCAUUUUGCUUAUUUUCUGAAAAUGUGAAUGGAAAAUAUCAUUUUAUUUGAGGUUAAAAUUAAUUGAAAGAAUACUAAUAUAACCAUUUCGAAAGAUUGCAAGCUUUUAUUUUUGAGUAAAGGCCAGAUUAGUUUCAAAUCGUAGCCAACCGUACGACUGUUAUGACGUCAUUACGACUAGAUAUUAAAUUCGCUUUUAUUCUAAGGAGGAUGAUAGCAUAGUCACAGAUUUGAUCAUAGGUAUUCGUACGAUGAUUUAGAACAUUACACAGUAAGAUAUUCCAAGUCUCAAUAUUAGCAUCAAAUUCUACUACAUCUUAUUCUGAAAUCGAGUCGCCGACCAGUCGUAAGGUGUGCGGUCGCAUUAAAGAAGAAUGGUUAUACUAUUGUGCUUGACGACAUGAUGAUUAUCGUCUCAAAUCAUGACGACUUCUUAGCUUUGUGAGUCGACAUGGUCGUGCAAUUAUAUUUUAGCUCACCGGGUUGGCACCCAAAGCUCGCUCACAUGUUGGCAUGGUGACCUGAAGAUAGGCCUAUACGUUGUAAAAGCUGCGGUGUUAAUUUAACACCAGUCCGGAAUCUAGAAAUGACCACACCAGAGAAGUGUUGAAACAACACCGGAUUGAUAUUAAAUCGAUGCUUAACACUAAUUGGUGUUGCAUAAACAUGAUAAACGCGUAUCUGGAAUUAGUCCAAAACCAAACUGGUGUUGUUUUAACACUUCUCUGGUGUGGUCAUACAUAGAUUCCAGAAUAGUGUUAAAUUAACACCGCAGUUUUUGCAGUGCACAACCUGAUACUCCAUCAUUACAUGUUUUGCCCUUUAGUGUUCAACUUUGGAGGAUAUAUUUAUAUGGCCAUGUCGGUUUUCUAAGUAAAUAAUCAUAAGUCGAUAUGGCACAUUAGAUACCUCGAAAUCUCUUAAAGCAUAAUUUCACUGUAAAAUGUCCAUAUUAUUGUAUUAAAACAACAUUAAAAAUAUUAUUCUAUCAUAUUUUCCGAGCGCAGUAAUAAGACGGCAAUCAACCCGCUAAAAAUAUGAUCAAUAUUCAUAGAUUAUCUUCAGAACAAAUUAUGAGACCGGAUAUCGAUGUGUCGGCCAUGACUGAUUGAUUGCAGUGUUAUUAGGCCUGUAAUCAGAACGAUGAAUUCGACAUUCCAUUCAAUAUAUAAAUUACUACAUAGACGGAGUAUUAUGUCAUAUACUAUACCAUGUACGUAUCUCUUUGCAUUUAGCAUGUUUAGUGUGAACGCAUUGCGAUGCAAAGAUAAAAUCUUAUGAGAAAAGAACUUACUAUAUGACAUGCGAGAAUUUUGUUUUGUUUAGUUUGUCAUUACAUGCGUAAAGAUGUGUAAGAAGCAAACAGAUUGAUGAGGUCCUAACUUGUGUUUUCACACAAAUUCUCAACCGAUUAGUUAAUAAAAUGUUUUUGUUAAGUUAUAUAUUCCACCUAUGCAAAGAAGGGUUUAGUCACGUAAUCUAAUCGGGUUAAUAACGAUGUAUUUGUUAGACAAACUCUGACAAUGCGCGUAUAUUCAUGAUACUACUUUUUGUUAUUUCGUUUAAUUUGAGAAAAGGGGAGGAAAGUUCAUUUCAUAAAUAAUUAAUCAAUUUAUGGAGUGUUUUAUAAUGUGUCCACACAAUAUACGCGCUUUCUUCGAUGGGAGAUGACUCAAAGGUCAUCUCAGUUGAAGGGUUUGAUCUUUCACUGUACGGGAGAUUAGAGAAAAAAGAGAAUGACUGGUGAUUGAUUGGUCUACAUGAAUGUAGGCUCUAAAGGCAUGAAAGGCUAAAGUGUCAUCCAACAGGUUCUCCGCCAGAUUCACAUCUGAGCCAUGCAACCGCGUGGUCCCUCAGGGGUAUGAUUUAUCGCCUUUUCUUUUCAGAUACAUCAACUGUUUCAACAAUAGUUUAUUUAUUUUUAUUUAUUUUAUUUCCAGGCAAAAGACAAUAAGAAUAUAUACAAGAGGAAUAAAUUACCACCGACUAGUGCCUGAGGAUGACUAAAAGAAAAACUAGUUUCUGUUAUGAAGCUCUCCUCACUAGUCAGGGUUUACAAAUAUACAAAAUAAAAUCAGAUAAAAUGGCAAUAUAUGUUUAGAUGCAUUACUUAAUAAAACAAAGAACUU
This is a messenger RNA of Lytechinus pictus (painted urchin), 2865 nucleotides long. RefSeq lists its product as uncharacterized. The coding region runs from base 21 to 377 and encodes 118 amino acids. Lineage: Eukaryota; Metazoa; Echinodermata; Echinoidea; Temnopleuroida; Toxopneustidae. The transcript has 4 exons. The record is from RefSeq and is a predicted model, not a curated record.